UUGGCAAAAAAUGUUUCAAGUUGUUCUUGCCCUGCUUUUAUUUUUUUAUAACUUGAAUGGCGGAGACUAUCAAAAAUUGAUUUAUUGCUUGUCGUAUAGCUCUUGUUUUCCUAAUAAUCAUUUGUAAUUUGAUCUUAAUUAGAUUAACAUAGCUCAAUAUUUACUUUAUUACAUAAAAUGUGUCGUAAUCGUGUUGUAAACCUCUAUAAAAAAUCUAAUUAAAACUACUUGUCAGACAAUCAUAUGUUAGUAAUUAGUGAUGUCAGUGUUUGUUUACUAAUGACAGUUUCUGUGAAAAUCUUGUUAUUUUUCAAGAUUUCGUUAUGAAUAUUCCGGAAUCGACUGGAGAGUCAUCGUGUAAGCGACAAGAAAAUGGCGACGCAUCAGCAGGUUCUGAUCGCCCACUUAAAAAGGCUCGUUUCGCGUGGCAAGUUAAAGGGAAAUAUCACUUGAAAAAUGGUACUUCUGAUCCUGGAAAACCCUCAAAUGCUACUUCGAACGAGUUAGACAGGGCUAGCUCGUCUUCGGAUAACGAAAACGAAUGUAUAGACGCCGUGGGUAACACGGAACAAAAUUUGGAAAGAUUAGGCGACUACUUAUUGAAACAAGAUUUCAAUACGCUUGACUCGGUUAUCGCUGAUUCUGAGAGCUCGCUGUUGAAGCCAAGCACAAGUUUAUCAUCCGAGAAACUGCCUUAUCCUAGAUAUGUGAGCUCAUUUGACAACGGUAGCUCUAACAAUAGCAUGUCCUCCAGUGCAAACAGUCAGGAGAACAGAUCUAUCCCCAUGUCCAUGGUCGUGUCGGCGUCCUACAGUGAGGACCAGUGUAUAGCGCGGUGGCAGGCCAGACAGAUGGCCAAAGGAUUUGUGGACAAUACAAUAAACCGUGUAUUGGAUUCAUGGAUGGUCGCCCCCCUGCCCACUGACAUGGACAACAACCGCUUCCUGGCCCUGGACGUUGCCGAGUUCAUCAACAACCUGCCCGGUGACAACAGCAUUGAAAACGAAGGCAUCCUCAUGGCCAUAUCUGCACACGGCUUACAAAACACUUCAAGCUCAAGUAGCAAUGAGGACAGUCAGAAUGAAGAGCAAGCCUGCAGUUACAUGAGCGUUAAAGAUGACGCCUUUCCUUCACCUCCAAGUAGCCCCAUACAAUCAGAUGAUGGAAUAAGAACUGAACCUGUAAAACUAAAACAGAGUGAUGAUGGUGCCUCAAAUGAACUGGACCUGUCUUGGUACAGUGAUGACAAAAGAAAUAUAAAUAGUGAAACACAAUUUUCUUUCUUCCCCGAGUCUUCCACUUCAUCAUAUCAAUACUUCGCUGAGUCGGAGCCGCUUCAGCCGUCCAGUAUUGACUAUGAUGCAAGUGAGAACAUGAACUCUAGUGGUGCUGAUAUCAUGACAAGUCACUAUGACUUCCUUGAUGCUGCUGUUUCUUUUGCAAUACAAAACAAAGGACUGACUUCUUUUGGAUCUGAUUAUGGUUAAAUAACACUAAAAACCCCAUUGACAAAAAAAAUUAAAUUGAAAAAAAAUAUGUAAAUACUGGAAAAAUUUAAAAUUGAAGAAUAGUUCAAAACAACUUUAGACUUGUCUCCAGAAUUAGAAGUGUAAACUGGCAAAUCCAGGCCUGUAUGUUAUGAGAUUGCCACAUUACCAUUUAAUGCCAUUUAUUUCUUGUAGUUUUUAUGAUUUAAAUUUACUUUUACAUAUUUACAUGGCCCCAUGCCUCCUCAACAAUAUUUUUACAUAAAUAUCCCAGAAUUACAAUUACUCUGCCUGUCAGAUUACUCUUCUUAAUUCUAAAAUAUUCUAAAUCUAGACAACUGGGACUCCAUAUUUUUCUUUAUUAUUAAGGAUCACUUGUAAGUUUAAUCCAAACCAAGAAUUAUUAAAGUAUUGAAGGUAUUUUUCGGAGGUACAUACGGGCCUUUUAUAUCACUGACAUAGGAUCUAUCAUACAACACCUUGAAAUAGUAUGGAACCUGAAAUAUUGCCUUUUGCAAACUGUUGAUAACAGCAAACUCACCAAGUCAUCCCAUGUAUUAUAAGAAAUGAACAUUUAUUUGAGGGGGAUGGAUUCCAAGACCAAGGCUCGGAACCGGUUUUUUCUUUAUGAACCGGUUUAUUCUUCAUACAAAAAAUACGGGCAUUAUUAUGUUCUUAGGUUUAUUAUUUCAUAUUUAGUGGGACAAUCUAAUAAUACGAAGUUGUUACCUAAAUACAUGAUUCAGUCCCUUGUAAAUAGCAUAAAAUAAUUAAAAAAAAAUAUUGGGCUAUUAUGGGAUUAAAAAUAAAAACCGGUUCCGAGCCCUGAUGGAUACUUAAUACCUACCCAUUACAUAUUAUUGCCGUACCUUCGUGGGAGAGUAAAGACGUUGCUUUCUAUUUCCGUAAAUGUUAUGAAUAAUUUUAUUUUAACGCAGUUGUAUGUUGUACUAAGUGUUAAUGGUAGAACUAAAAAUAAGUUUCUCAGUAAGUUCAAGUACAUGUUUAAAAGACUACUGUUGCAUUUUGAAUUGUGAAUAGUUAUUACUAACUUAAUAUCAAAGUACAGAGGUUACAAAUAUAUUAAAUCAUAUCAAUUAAUUUGACUGGUAGUGUAUCUGGUUACUGGAUAAACUUCAAAAUAAAUGCAGAUGUUUUCGUUUUAUUUUUACUUUGUUGCUGAGUGUACUGGGAUAAGGUUCUAUCGGAACUUAACUUACAGCUACAUGUGCAGCUACACAGUUUGUGCUUUUUAUGCAAGUUAUGUUACAUAAUAUUUUAAUUGAUAUAUUUUGUCUAGCUAGUAUGCCUACAACCAUUUAUGAAAGAAGUUCAUGUAUAAACACUUCUGUAAUAUAGUUUUAGUAAAAAUGUAUGCCAUACUGACAGUGAAGUCAAUAAAUGAUACUCAAGAAUUUU
This is a messenger RNA of Cydia splendana, 2906 nucleotides long. RefSeq lists its product as uncharacterized. The transcript has 2 exons. The record is from RefSeq and is a predicted model, not a curated record. The coding region runs from base 324 to 1487 and encodes 387 amino acids. Lineage: Eukaryota; Metazoa; Arthropoda; Insecta; Lepidoptera; Tortricidae.